Molecule: messenger RNA, 915 nt
Organism: Trypanosoma cruzi
Lineage: Eukaryota; Euglenozoa; Kinetoplastea; Trypanosomatida; Trypanosomatidae
Exons: 1
Coding region: 1-915 (304 amino acids)
Source: RefSeq, a predicted model, not a curated record
AUGGAAGGAUGCCCAGGAGGAAAAGGAGGGCGCGCACACCGCGUGACAGGCGCCUGUCGGUGUGGCGAGGACUCUAUUCCUGGUGUUGACCCGGACAUCGGUCCCCGAGUGGCGGCACUGCGCACAGGCGCGAUGCGACUCCUGCCCACUCUUCGACAGGCCUGCACGCGCCCUGCGGAUCACAAGGAACCCUCUGUGUCGGUGGCGCCGUCCCUGACUGCGGUGACCGGCCCGCCUCUGCCUCCGCCGGAACCUCUUCCCGACGUGAGCACCGCGACUCCUUGUCGACCAGCGAGCGGCGGAUUGACGUUCCCCUGCCCAACCUGCGGCAGGGUGCACUUUUCCGUCCACAGUAUGAGGGCACAUGCCGGAAGUGCUCAGCCUGGCGUUAUAAUAGUUUGCGAGGGCCUCCCAUGCGGAUGCCACAAUGGCGCCGCCGUCUUCCUAACAGGCGCCUCGCGCGCAGGUCGCCACCGAAGUUGCCAAGCAUGCCAGCAGGCAAGACACGCAGGAAGCACAAACGCGAGCACUCGAGAUGGACCAGGCUCUUCCGCCACCGCCUCAUCACGGACGCCACGGGCUGCUGAUCCCCGACGGACCACGGGAGACUCCGCCUCAUCCACUGCGGGAAUGCCCUCGUCGUUGGGAACUGGGACUGCGACUGUUUGUGACUGCCCCAGCCCGCACGACGGAAUACUUGCCACUUUUGUACGGACGGUUCUUGCGCUACUCACUCGUUAUUGUAGCAGCAUACAACCAAACAAGAUAACAAGCUGCUUUGUGGUGAAUAUUGGCUGCAAUUCCCGUGGACCAACAGUCCGCGUGGUGUGCGGGGAUCUUCUUUUUGUAUUGUUACUAUGCUGUUGUGUUGCUGUGUGCGCUGCACCUUCUUGUGUGUGUGCGCACCCUCCGUGA